This is a messenger RNA of Sitodiplosis mosellana (orange wheat blossom midge), 7700 nucleotides long. RefSeq names its product PDZ and LIM domain protein Zasp (gene Zasp52). The record is from RefSeq and is a predicted model, not a curated record. The transcript has 15 exons. Gene Ontology annotation, cellular component: stress fiber; filamentous actin; Z disc. Gene Ontology annotation, biological process: heart development; actin cytoskeleton organization; muscle structure development. Lineage: Eukaryota; Metazoa; Arthropoda; Insecta; Diptera; Cecidomyiidae. The coding region runs from base 770 to 6469 and encodes 1899 amino acids. Gene Ontology annotation, molecular function: muscle alpha-actinin binding; actin binding.
CGGUACCGAACGACAGCAGCUCUUUCUCUCUUUCUUACUCUCUCUCUCUCUUUCUCAUUCUUCUUCUUCUUUGCUUUUUUCCCUUGUCGUCUUCGUUCGCUCUUGCGUUACAGCUCUUCGAUCGACUGCUCAGCAGUCAGCGGAAAAAAAAACAUACACAGUUUUGCACCGAAACUAUUCACCAUUCGAGAUCCGUAAGUCGGCGAAGUCGGAUUCAAAAACUGAGCAUUACGCUGUUAAGCGUUUGUUGUGUGUUUUGUUUUUUAAAUUUUAUUUUUGAACCUGUGUGUUGUUUUUCGGUGCCCAAAAAAAAAAUUGUUUUCAAUCCUUUCGCGUGAGUGGGUGUUGUUUGUGUAAUAAAAGCGUGUAUAUCUAUUAAGUGGAAAUUUUAAUUGCGAUACGAAUAAAAAAAAAAUUAAAAAAAAGAAACAAAAAAAUCCAAAAGAAACUGAUAAAAAUUAUCAAGAGUGCAAAAAGUAAUUAAAAAAGAAGAGACGAAAAAUACAAGCGUCCAAAACGAACGGGACGAGAGUAGACAACAAAAAGAGAGAGAGAGAGAGAGAGAGAGAGAGAGAGAGAGAGAGAGAGAGAGAGAGAGAACCAAUUCAACGAAUUUCCAAAGCAAAAACUUAUUUGGAGCGACAGCGACCACGUCCGGAGCGGAGUGAGAGCGGAGAAUUGUAAAGUCCAAAACAAAUAAAUAAACAGACAAGAGGACGAAACAGAACAGGAGGAGAAAAAAAAACCAAAGAAGAAUACUCUCGAAGAUAUGGCACAACUGAUAAAUAUACGUCUGAAUCGUGUCGAUGCACAACCUUGGGGACUCCGUCUUCAAGGUGGAAAAGACUUUGGAACACCACUUGUUGUACAAAAGGUAAGCCAAGGAAGUAUAUCCGAUCAAGCUGGCCUCCAGCCGGGCGAUGCAGUGAUUGCCGUAAACAAUGUUGAAGCAUUCAAUUUGCGACACAAAGAUGCCCAAGAUUUGAUUGUACGAUCGGGCAAUACGUUUGAAUUGACAAUCCAACGCGGUGGUUCGACAUGGAAACCACACGUUACACCGACCGGUUCGUUGCCAAGUCCCGGCCAACAACACCACUAUGGCGUCGGUCCAGUGACAAAAACAUCAUUGCAACACCAUCCACCACCAAAUGAACAGCACAUCGGUUGCGGAUACAAUAAUUCGGCUCGCCCAUUCAAUCAAAAUGGCAGCGUCGGCGGUGGCAGUGGCAACGUUAAGAGCAUCGUCAACAAGCAAUACAAUACGCCAGUUGGCAUGUACAGCGAAGAAUCAAUCGCCGAAACACUUACCGCUCAAGCUGAGGUUUUGGCCAACGGAGUUCUUGGAGUUAAUUUCAAGAAGAACGAGAAAGCUUACAAUUCUGAAGGCUCAGAAGUGUUGAAAGCAUUGAAAGAAAGUGAAAACGAUCCACGAGAACCAGUGUCGUCUCAUUUCUAUUGGACAGCAAGUCACGCUAUCGGUAACUAUAGCGCCAUUUCCUCACGCACAAACACUCCAAAUCCAUACAGUGGUCAGCAACAACAACAACAAGUGCAACAGCAGCUAUCACAACAGAUCAGUCGAAAUGAGGAUUUUGCUGCAUCGGAAAGUGUACAAAGGUCGAUUUUGCCGUCCACAACCACCGAUUCAACGAAAACACCAAUUGUCCAAACGAAAAUCGUCGAUUCCUCAUCGCAAUGCAUUGCUGCAAGCGCUGAUGCGUCGCAGCAACAGUUGACAACGACGUCGUCGAAAGCGUCGCCUCCGUGUGGCGAUUGUGGAGCAACAAUCGUUGGUGUAUUUGUUCGUAUAAAAGAUAAAAAUCUUCAUGUUGAUUGCUUCAAAUGUGCCACAUGCGGUACAUCAUUGAAGAAUCAAGGUUACUUCAAUAUAAAUAACAAAUUGUAUUGCGAUGUGCACGCCAAAUUGGCAGCCGUACAAAGCGCACCAACCGGUACCGAGGGCUAUCGUCCAGGAUUGAUUCAACCAAACUCCAAACUCACUGCAAACAGCACAAUUUCAAAUGCUUUGAGUUCACACGUGAACGGCGGUGUUAAAUCGAACUUUGGUGGACCACGACCAUUCGGUGUACCAACUGCAGGACCUCGAAGCCCAGCUAUGCAUCAACAAAGCUGGUCGCAACCAAAACCAGCACCAACCUUUGCUAACAACUAUGGUUCCCACACCUUACCACGAUCCACAGUUGGCCAAAACGCACCAGAAGAAACAACGCUGCAACAGCAAUCGGAAACAGGUUAUGACCUUGACUUUGCUGAUGAAUUACCAUGUCCAUCAACGUCACUUUUCAGCUGGCCACCGCCGCCUGAGGACGAUCAACGUUAUACUCCAACUGCAUCUCCAUUGUAUAUUCCACCGCCUGGUACACAACGCGUCCAGCCCAAAUUUAUUGCCCAAACCAGCGUCGAACAACGAUUCUGUGCCACAGCCGGAAAAACGGAAGUUGAAACCACCAAAGUCCAGGAUGUCAUCGAUAUGGUGCCAGCUUCAUGGCUCACACAAGAGAGUCGCUCGGCACCACAACUCACUUCGAUGAAUUUGCGAGAGCAUAACGAAUUAACGGAAAGUUGCUCGGACAGUUAUACGUCGACGUGUACAACGACGACAACCACAUCCGAAGAGUAUCAACGCAUGUACAAUGCUCAAGUGGCACUGUUACAGAGUCAAAGUCAAAGCUUUUACGAUCAUUCAUCUCUCGAUUUGAAUUCAUCGAAUUGUGAUUACGAAGUGGUGUCCAUUCAACAGCAACGUGGCUCAUUUUCAUCAGGUUCAACGGAUUUGAUGGGUUUCUCGGGCAGACGCAGUGCACAAGAAUGUUCCGAUACAAUUUGUAGUACAAUCAACACAUCGCAACUGGUGAAUUAUAUCAAAGGCAACACAUUUGAUGGUGGUGACUAUUCGAUUUCGGCCCCACCGAAAUUGCCGAAAAAAGUCGGAUUUUCUCCCAAUAUCACCGAAGUUGAAACAGAUACUCUCAUCAAUAGCGGUAGUCAACCGUCCAGCAUAGCAGAAGAACAGAAUCUAUCUGAAAUGAAUGUUCAGGAAUCACAGGACACGCACGAGUCACAAGAAUUACAGGAAUUGCACGAACUGCAGCUGUCACAAGCAGCUCAAGAGCCCAAUUCACAACUCAAACUUCCAUUCGAUCGAAAAUCCGUGACACCAUCGCCGAACAUAAUCUACAAUGCAACGCCAAAAGAAUGGAAAAGCUUAAUGGUGCAGGCAUUGACAACAGCGUCUGACAAACCGUAUACCAUUUCGGAUUUGCCAGAGACUGUUACCGAUAACAGCACAUAUGAAAGCUAUGUACAAACGUCGACUACCACCACUAGUGCCAUCGACCGGCAAACUCUUGAAGUCGAACAAAAAGUGGAGGAAGUUCAAUCUGUUUUACUGGAAAAAACGGAAGAUGAACAAGUCAAAGUGGAAAUCGAAGAGCCGUCGAAAAAGGGAUUUUUAUCAUCACUUUUUACCGGCUCUGAUUCCAGUGCAUCAAUGGAUUGGUUCAAACCGAUUUACGAGAAUGUUCCGUUGCCAGAAGAAAGCGCUCCGUAUUUCCCACCGGAUAUCCCAUUGCUUCCGAUUGAACGGCACGAGCCAUUGCGCACAAAGUCACCAUUUGUGGAAGCAUUGACGGUAGCACCACUUCGACCAUUUACUCCAUUCGAAAAUGAUGUCAUUUCACAAAUUGAAGGUUUACCACGUGCACCCGACGUUACCUUAGUUGAUGCAUUGACCACAGCACCAACUAAACCAAUCACCAAAUUCAAUCCAGAUUUACCGGAUGAAACUGAUACCGAGCGCAUCGUUCGAUUGGAGAAAGAAAAACAAGAAAAAGAGUCGGCCGAAGUGCGUGCCCUCAUUUCGAAGACCCUCGAUGCUGAAUUGAGUAAGAAGUGUACGACAUUUGCUCCGCUUAAAGGUUUUCGCAAAGUUGAUCCAUUCAAACCACUUUCAUCAUACAAUCAGUCACCUCACUGUCAAUCACGGUCAUCAUCUGUAUGCACAGAGAAUGUCGAUAAAACCAAAAAAACCACCAUUGAUUCAGUCGAUCAAACACAGACCAACACAAAAAACAAAGCAUGCCAUAUUCAAACCAAAGAAUCCAAUCGUAACAUGAAGUUUGUCAAAACAAACAAUUUCCCACCACCACCCGGCACGCCAGUCAAAUCAUACGUACAGUCUGGCCUGCAAAGCCCAAAAACGAUACCAAAAUAUCAGAGGCAAUGGUUUAAUUUGGCAUCACAGUCACCAAUUCGAACACCUGAGCCACCUGAGCUAAAAGAAAACGUUCCGCUUGCUUUUUGUGAUGUACCACAUGAAAAAACCGAAUCCGUUUCAAAACCAAUUGCCAUUACUAUUUCAGCAUCAACGGCAUCAUCAUCAUCGGCAACAGCAACGGAAAGUGCAAGAACUGAGAGCACAGUUGUAGUGGAUGUGCAAAAGACGACGGCCGUCGAAUCGUCAUUUUCUUCGGAAAGUGCAUCAACGGUGGCAACUGUUGUGCCAACAUUGUCGGAAAAUCGUACCGCUCCCAUCACAAUGACAUUUCAAACACUCGAUCCGAAAGACAUAGUUGAACCGAUGCGUUCAACCACACCAUCGCUCAUCAAUAAGCCACCACCAUUGGUGCCCUAUUACCAACAAAAUUUAGUUUGUGAAUACUACGGCGCACCGAAUUCAUUUACGUUUGAUCCGACAAACCCGCGAUCACCAUCGCCACGACCCGACGCCAUGAAACCGUAUGCAUCCGGUCCGCCAGCGAACGUCUUGAAAAUCCAAGCACCACGCAUUACAACGCCCGAUUCACUUGAGCUAUCCACUUCGAUCGGUGUGCCAAGCAUUGUAACCGGCCAAUCGGGUGCUCAAUUGUUGGCCGCAUCGAGACAAGGCUAUUCAACGGCAUCGCAAAGUUUUGUUGCCCAACCAGAGGUGUUUCAUCGCGAACAGAAAGGUGGAUUGAGCAUUGAAACCCAUUCGACUGGCGCCGAAUUGAAUGAAGCCAAGAAAUCGGAUAUGCAAAGUAGCUCAAUGUAUCAGGUCGGUAAUGUGCAAGUGCAACAAAAUCGUCGAGUUGUUGAAGAAUUUGAGCACACCCAAAAGUCAAGCACAACCGAAAUUCAUACGAGCAGCUGUUCGGGCGGUGUGAGUGAAUUGCAACAGAAAAUUGCUAUUGGUGCUAUUGCAAACGAAUACCAAUCCGAAACGUAUGGCAAAGGGUUUGUCGCACGUCAAGCUCGACGCUUGUCAGAAACAUCACAAUCAAGCAGCAAAAAUGUUGUGUCCUCGUAUCGUUUCCCACAAAUAACACCCGAUAUAACUGAAUCUGGUUUUCCCAUUGGCAACAAAAUUGUCGAACCUCCAACACCAACACCAACUCCAAUUCUAAACGAACCGGUAGCCAAAGUGGCUAAACCGAUUGCUCAGAAGACAUCUUUUCCACCUCCAUCGUUACCAAAGACGUCUUUUGCUCCACCACGACUGUCUCCCAUCCCACAAAGAUCGGCUCUCUCGCCGAGAGUAUCUCCUGUUCCGCAAAAAAUCUCCUUCCCACCGCCAAUCGAUGUAGCCGCCUAUGAUGAUCAGUACAGUAGCUCAAAUCUAAACGCCAACGCUUCUUCACUAACCUCGCAAUAUCAAUCAUCGGCUUAUCAAUCUCUAACCACAGCCGGUCCAAGCGCUUUUUUGUCUAAUCCAAACUAUGGUAGUACUUCCAAACCGACUAUAUCCAUCUCAAUUCCUGGCUUUAAGCCAUCCAAUUUUAACAACAACCAAAAUACUGUAAGUGUAAGUGAUCCAACCCCUGCCAGUGCAGGUUCAUCGAACAAGAAUUUUUCGCAAAAUAUUGGUGCCGCCACAUCAACACCGAAACGUGGACGUGGCGUUCUAAAUGCUAGUGUGGCUCCAGGCGGACGUAUACCGAAAUGCGGUUGCUGUCAAGCACAGAUCAGAGGGCCAUUCAUUACUGCUUUGGGUCGCAUCUGGUGUCCAGAUCAUUUUGUUUGCGUGAACGGCACCUGCCGACGACCACUUCAAGAUAUCGGAUUCGUUGAAGAGAAGGGUGACUUGUAUUGCGAAUACUGUUUUGAGCAAUUCUUGGCUCCACCAUGCGACAAAUGCAAUGGCAAAAUUAAGGGGGAUUGUUUGAAUGCCAUUGGCAAGCACUUCCAUCCAGAAUGUUUCAACUGCACUUACUGUGGCAAGUUGUUUGGCAACAGCCCAUUCUUCUUGGAAGAUGGUCGUCCAUAUUGUGAAGCUGAUUGGAAUGAACUGUUCACGACCAAAUGUUUUGCAUGCGGAUUUCCCGUCGAAGCUGGAGAUCGUUGGGUAGAAGCUCUGUCACAUAACUAUCACAGCCAAUGCUUCAAUUGCACCAUGUGCAAGAAGAAUUUGGAAGGACAAAGCUUUUAUGCGAAAGCCGGACGGCCUUACUGUAAAAACCAUGCACGCUAAGUCGAUCUGUUCCGGUAUCCAGUUGUUGUAUAUUGAAAGAGAAACAAGAAAAAUUAUGCCGAUUUUUAACUUUAGCAAAAUACAAUUUAAGUUUAGUGAGAAAAACAAAACGUGAAAGUUAUCUUUUGCUUAAUUUCAUUAUUUAAUUCCGCUUUAAAAUCGUUUGCUCCCCCACGUUCUUGUUCUAUGUUAGUUAUAAUGAAGAAAAGUCGAUUAUUUAAAAACUAUACUCACAAUUGCUUGGUGUAAUCCAAUAGAAAAAGGAAAACAAAAUGAAAAAAAAAUUUGAAAAAAUAAUGUACGAAAAAAAUCAAUACACUUUUAUUUUUGUUACGACCACGUAUUGUAAAAAUACUGAGAAUAUCAAAAUUUAAAUUGCUUCGCUGCUGUACAUCGCUAGGAGAAUUCCCGUGCUGCGGGCGACAUUUCUCGACGUUGGUUCGCUUCCUUCGAACGCCUUUCCGCAUGAAAUGUGCGAAUUCUCUGGCGUAUUGAGUUUUGCCUUUUUUAAUCUGGGAGAGUUGAAUUUUAAAUUAUUAUCUUCGUAUUAGUGGAAUUUUGUGCUUUUCAAUUUUUAUGUUUUGAAUUUAAAGAAUGAAAAAAAAGAAAAGAAAAGAAAAGAAAUUGUAUAUUUUUGUUGUUUAUUUGUGUGAUAUAAUAGCUAGAGAGAGAGAGAGGGAGAAAAAAAAGAAGGAAAAUAACAAAAAAAAACAUGAGGAACCAGACAACACUGCAAUUUGAAAUAUUUUGGAUUGGCCAACAUUGAGUGUCUUUCUCGAUGGAAUUUCGAGCACUGCGUUUUUUUAAUUUAUUUUUUAUUCAUAUCAUUAUCAUUUAUUUUCUAUUGUCAUUAAGAUGAUCAUUGAAGUUAAUCCCAAUAUUGCGGUCCGACAAAAAACCGUCGAGUAAUAACUGCACGCACACGCCAGCUAAAUUUUGUGCACAGAAUGUGUUUUUUUUAAAACGAGAUUAACAGUUUAGUUGAACAAAAUUCAGUUGCCAACGAUGCAAUGAGAAUUUCGCACUGUUUCUUCCGUACACAUGAUGUUUGUAAAUAAGGAUUUACUUGAAUCGAAAGUCAAAACAAGAACAACCAACAAAAUCAUAUCAAUUUGAACUUCGUACUUCGUACUAUAUCAUAUUGGAAUAAUUUAAGAGAAAAAAAAGUGUAUAAAAUGAAUUAGCCUAAGAGAAUACUUUAAUUGAACGAAUAAAUUGCUUUUACUAACUA